UCCAACUAAAUAGCUACAGCGUCCCCCUCGACUCCUACUAACAACACCUGGCCCUCAUUAACCCUUCCAUCCUCAACACAGAACCCCUUCCCCUUCCCCUUCCCCUCUCCUCCCCGGCUUAUCUUUUAACUGUUUCUCUACAUCGAUAUGGAUUCCACCACCUCGAUCCUUCGCUUUCCCUCCUCGCCUAUUUAAACCCCCACCCCCCAAGAUUCGAGCCUCAUCUUCUGCCACAGUACAGUUCCACCAACCUCACCGCUCACUCUUCUUCAUCAUGGCCUCAAUCAAUCCCCAAGAUGAUUCAUUCAAUUCCUACCUCACCGCUUCGAACCGACGGCAGGCCGACGACGGCGAGAUCGAUAUAUUCGGCGCGGAGAAGUACUUCAGCGGGGUGAUGGACGGCGAAUUGGAGCGCGCGGCGGCCGAGAAGAUCAGAGCGAAGAAGGCGACGGAGGAGAAAGCGCCGAGCGCGAAGUCGAAGUCCGGGACGAAGAGCACGACGAGUUCGGAAGCGAGCUUCAACAGCCGGAGUAAUCUGCUACGCGACCGCCGCCGCCGGGACAUGACCCCGCCGCCUCCCGACAAGCCGCGCGGCAGGAAGUUCCUCGGCGUCUUCCGGUGCUCGUGUUCGGGGAGAAACGCGGUGGAAGUGGAGGCGGAAUGCGAGAAGGCUCGAAUCGCCGAGGCGAAAGAGCAAAUUGUGAGGGAGUUGCGGAUGGAGAGGCUCGGGCUCGGGCUUAGAGAGGAGGCUCUCUCUUUCCCGCCGAAUUUGAAUCCCGUGGCGGGAAAAGUGACCGUUGGGAGCGGAUUUAAAAACGGAGAGGAAGAGGAGGAUGACGACGUGCGCAGCGAGUCGAGCUCGGAGCUGUUCGAGCUCGAGAGCAUAUCGACGAACACGGGGCGGUUCACGGAGUCGGCGCCGACGACGGCGUACGAGCCGAGCGAGGCGAGCAUCGAGUGGAGCGGUACCAGAUGGAGAGCUUGA
Ananas comosus (pineapple) is the source of this 985-nucleotide messenger RNA. RefSeq names its product protein PHYTOCHROME KINASE SUBSTRATE 1-like. The record is from RefSeq and is a predicted model, not a curated record. Gene Ontology annotation, biological process: phototropism. The transcript has a single exon. NCBI's taxonomy places the organism in Eukaryota, Viridiplantae, Streptophyta, Magnoliopsida, Poales, Bromeliaceae. The coding region runs from base 275 to 985 and encodes 236 amino acids.